GCGAUCGCCGCCGACCGCGUUACGCGCGCACCGUCGUCGUCCCGCCGCCAAAUCCGCCGCGGCAGUGCUCUCUCAGUGUCGGUUCGUCGAUCACACGCAAUAUACGACGCACACACCGCGGUCGUCGGCUGUUCAACCAAUACCAUUAACAAUAAUAAUAAUAAUAAUAUUGAUUAUCAAUCGUAAUUAUAAUAUCGCAACCGUCGUUUUACCCGUCGCCCGUGAUUGUUACUAUCGUUCUGUUUGAAAUAUAUAAUAUUAUCGUACGACUUGGCUGUACAAUAGCGCGACUCGUAUAGGCGAGACGACACCGCACGACGUCGUUUGUUUGUUUGACGGAAGAGCUUAAUAUUUAGCGACGCUCGUUCGGGGUGUGUCUACACUGUUGCUUUUCACUCCCGCGGUACAUCCACGCGAUAUUUGCGAGACUGCUGUUAUUAAUUCUGUUUCUACUGCGUUGAUCAGCCGACGAAAACCGCGACGUUUCGGUUCCACAGCCGCCGAGUCGUUCGCGUACACCACGCGGGUGUUGCACACUCGUCGUAAUCUUCGCGAGUAAUGCGCACUGCGAACUCGUGACCACUCGCGCGAAGUGCCCACACAUUCAUAUGUACCUAGAUUACGUCCGUGGAGAACGCAGCCCCGCACGACGAUCCUGUUGACCGCCGAGGUCCAUGCGACCCUCUUGCACGCGCCGCUCCGAACGUCCACUGUCCGCAGCACGACCAGGAUCUCACUGAAAUGAGACGGCUCAAAAUUAUAUUCAUUUGUAAGCUGACGAUAUGUUUACUGACAUGGUCCGUAUUUGUAGCGGAGUUAGAUGCGCUACGAGGUUCUGCUGUUGUACUUCAAGCGAGAGCGAAAGCGGACAAAAAAAUUUCGGACCCGGAUGAAGCAAUCGACGUGGACGAAAAUGGGGAACAAGCAGUCGAGUUGAACGUAACCACGACCACAAAACCCACGUUGACAGGCAUACCACAGAUCGACUACGUGCACGAUCCAAAUUUGCCCCGGGAGCUGAACGGUUACAACUUAUCGGAAUAUCCGUUCCUAAACUCGGUGCCCGCAGAUAUCGAAUUCAAAUGCGACGGAUUGCAUGAUGGUUUCUACGCGAGCAUGCCUCAUAAAUGUCAGCUCUACCAUCACUGUCUGUUCGGCACGAGGUUCGACUUCCUGUGCGCCAACUACACAGCGUUCGAUCAAAAGACGUUCAUUUGCCAUUUCGUGUCCCAGGUGGACUGCCCAAACUCGGCCAAGUACUUUAGCAGAAAUGAUGCGCUGUACAAAGCCGCCGAGACGACGACGCUGCCGACGACCACCACGUCCACGACGGCCGCGCCACAGCAACAGCAACAGCAACAGCAGCAACAGCAACAGCAACAGCAGCAACAACAACCGUUCUACCCGCAAUACCAACAGCAACAGAUGCCGUAUGAAGGUCGCAGGGCCAUGCCACCGGGUUACGCGCAGGGCCGGAAGCGCAGGCCCUCCUACCGGAGGCGAAGGCCCGUGUACGAAUAUUAUUACGUAGACGACUACGACGACCAACAGGAGUACUACGACGAUAGCGUCGAGCAAAUGCCGGUGGCCAAAAAACCCAUAAGAAAACAUUCUAGGUUCAACAAUUACAAGCAGGCCGACCUAGAAGCCGAUUACCAGGAAAGCAGUUCUGAGUCUGACGCGCCGCCCAGCGGUAACUUCAAGCAGCACAGGGGACAACACGCGCAGCAGCAGCAACACCAGCAGCAACAGCAACAGCAGCAGCCACGGCAACAGCAACAGCCGUCGUCCACCGCAGUGACGAAGAACGUGUCCAAUCAGAUAUCUUCGGUGUACGACAAGCCCAGGGCCCCGCCCAAGAUCCGGCGCCCCGUACCCAUCAACGAACGCGAUCGAUACGAUUACGUUUCGAAGUCUGGCCCACAACCAGGUCCGUCGGCGGACGCCGCUCCCGCGCCCACCACCACCACGGCCGCAAGCACCACCAGCACCACCACAGAAGCCGCGCCGACGACAAAGUCGGGUUCCAAGGGCAGAGAGCCGUUGCCAAAGCCGGCCACGACCGAAGAUCCGGUCGAGUAUUACGACGACGACGAGGAAGUGGUGGCCGACGACGAGUACGCCGCGGAACCGGAUGUACCCGCUGCGGUGAAAUCCGCAGUGGCGUCCACCGCAGCCGCCUCAAAACCCGACCAGGUCGUCAAGCCUGUGAAGGCGGCCGCUGCUAGGACGGCCGUGGUGGUCGAUUACGACGCGGACCGCGUAAGGCGCCCGUCGACAGCGGCCAGGUCGAAGCCGGGCAGGGCACCCGCGACCGUCGCGCCGCCACCACAGCAGCCCGCGGCGCCGAGGAAGAGGCCGGCGGCGGACCGCGUGGCCGACGAUUACGAGGACGAACUACCGGUGGCGGCCACACGGCAGUCCAUCAACGCCGCGACCAAGCAACGAGCGUCCGGCCCGUUCCUGAUGCGGCCCUCGAAACCGACCAAAGUCAGAUCGCCGCCGGUCGACGAAGACGACGGUGUGGACGAAUCGGCGGCGGCCGCGGAGACGGUGUACCAGCACCAGGCCAGGCAGCCACAGCGCGUGAGCGUCAGACAGGUGAUGGCCGCUCCGCACGGCAACAGGCAGAGGCCGCAGCAACAACAGCAGGCCGACCGUCCGCACGCGCAGUACAACAACAACAACAACAACAACAACAACAACAACAACAAGCACGUGAGGGCGACGUCUGGGGCCAACAGAAGGCCCAUGCGGCCGGUCUACGAGUACGCCGACGAGUACUACGACGAGUGACGACCAAUUAUACCAUGAUAAUAAUAUUGACAAAAACGAUUAUAAUAAUACGAUAAAAGAGUACGGCCGUCGUACGAGUUGGCUACAAAUGAUGAUGUAUUUAGGUAUCGCAUAGCAGUGAUGUCUCUGCUCGGUGCUCGGUACAGUUAUAUUAUUA
Myzus persicae (green peach aphid) is the source of this 2953-nucleotide messenger RNA. Its product is annotated as ataxin-2 homolog. NCBI's taxonomy places the organism in Eukaryota, Metazoa, Arthropoda, Insecta, Hemiptera, Aphididae. The coding region runs from base 742 to 2796 and encodes 684 amino acids. Gene Ontology annotation, molecular function: chitin binding. Gene Ontology annotation, cellular component: extracellular region. The transcript has 7 exons. The record is from RefSeq and is a predicted model, not a curated record.